Durio zibethinus is the source of this 1676-nucleotide messenger RNA. Lineage: Eukaryota; Viridiplantae; Streptophyta; Magnoliopsida; Malvales; Malvaceae. The record is from RefSeq and is a predicted model, not a curated record.
CGUCACCACCUUUCUACUUCUCUUAGCCAUGGCUACCACCACCUUUUGCUCUCAAGAACUUGCAGAGGUGGUUCAAAUGGCUAGAACCGUGGUUGUGGAAUUUAGGAACUGGGCUGAGGCUUCCUUGGCCCUACACGGAUUGGACCACACAAUAAAUUAUCACGGGAUGUCUCUCAGUGACUGUGUUAAGCUGUAUGAUGACAGCGAGUCUAGGCUCUCGCUCUUAAUGCUCUCUCGUCAAGGCUAUAACCUUGAUGAUGCUCGAACAUGGUUAAGUGGCGUGCUCGCGAAUCGCAGAACUUGUUUGGAGGGGUUAGGGGAGAAGGGUUUUGCGAUUCAAGAUCAUGCAGAUGCUCAAAACCUGACAACUUUGCUUAGUGAAGCUUUGGCAUUGUAUGGGAAGGAUGUUGUCGUAAAUCAGGAUCAACUGCCUAGCCCAAACUUCAACGAAGGUGGGGGACUUUUAACGUCGUGGAAUCCGGCAACAACAAAGGCCGAUUUUAUCGUGGCGAAUGAUGGCUCUGGUACCCACAAAACAAUCAAUGAGGCAGUGGCUGCAGUUGCUAGGAUGGGUAAUAGGCGCCCCCAGAGAGUAAUAAUCUAUGUGAAGGCAGGAGUGUACAAUGAGAAAGUGGACAUAGAAAGGAAUGUGAAGAAUAUAAUGAUGGUUGGUGAUGGCAUGGAUAGAAAUGUAACUGGAAAUCGAAAUGUCCCAGAUGGUGCUACCACCUUCGGCUCUGCAACAUUUGGCGUGUCAGGUGAUGGGUUUUGGGCAAGGGACAAGACUUUUGAGAACACAGCCGGUCCAAAUAAACAUCAAGCAGUGGCAUUAAGGGUAAGCUCAGACCACUCUGUGUUCUAUCGUCGCAGCGUCAAGGGUUACCAAGACACUCUCCUUGUGCAAUCCCUAAGGCAAUUUUAUCGCGAUUGCCAUAUAUAUGGCAUAAUUGAUUUCAUCUUUGGUGAUGCCCCAGUAGUCUUACAAAACUGUGACAUAUUUGUGAAGAGACCAAUUAACCAUCAAGCCAACAUUAUAACUGCUCAAGGUAGAGAAGAUCCUAAUGAAAAUACAGGAAUUUCAAUUCAAGGAUCGCGCGUAAGGCCAGCAUCUGGUUUCGGUUCUGUCAAACAUUUGUUCAAGACUUAUUUGGGUAGACCAUGGAAAAGGUAUUCCAGGACAGUAUUUAUGAAGACAGAUAUUGAUGGCUUAAUCGAUCCCAAAGGAUGGACAAAAUGGAGCGGCAGUUUUGCACUUUCAACACUAUACUUUGCAGAGUACAUGAGUACAGGUGCUGCUUCGACUAGACAUAGAGUGAACUGGCCUGGUUUUCAUGUGUUCAACAGUCCCCGGGAGGCUGGACCUUUCACUGUGAGCAAGCUCAUACAAGGAGAGUCCUGGAUUCCAGAGACUGGUGUGCCUUUCUGGCCUCGAAUCUGAUCAUUGGGUUUGUCAUGAUCUUAUGCUUUAUGUAUAAUAAUGGCUAGAAAGCAAAAACUAGCUAGUGCCUAAAAAUUCUAGCCGAGCAUUAUGGAUUGAACACAAAUAGUUUGAUUUCUCUCAAACGAUUCCUGUUCUUUAUGAAGCGCAAGUUUCUCCUUUGUAAUGAUACGACGUUUUAACUUUUCGUGUCUAUGUAGCACAAAUUUGAAGUUUGUUCUUUGUAGUAAAACAAACU